GAGAGAGAGAGAGAGCGCCUUCGCUGGGAAGCCAACUGCACUGAACUGCAGCAGCAUCGUCCCCCCUCCAGAUCAAAUAGCCCAAGCCACCAAUAGCACACAGCAAAAGAGGAGAAAGUGACCACAACUCCACAGUGAGAGUCAGGACAGCACCUUCCUACCACGCCAAGCGCAAGCCAGCCAAGAUUUGAGCCGGGAUUAAACUGAACAACUAAAAGAAGACUUCUUGUUGUUUUUAUUUUUUUCGUGGGGAGGGGAAAAUGGAUCCUCUGUCCCUUCCCCAACCCCACUUGAGCCUGUCGCCAGCUCCCAUGGGAUAGAAGCGUUUGACAUUAAAUUCACUUGUAUUGGAUGUUCCUUGGCAUUAGGUUUUUUUUGUUUUCUUUUUAAAAAAGAGGAACUAUAUAUAUAUUUUCCUCCAAAGGAGUAGGGGGGAAAGUUGGAUAUUCUUUUUUUUUUCCUCCCCCUGCUUGUUUCCAAAGAUUUCUGCCCUUGUGGUUAAAAUGGAGCGGUGGAUUCUCGACCCGAGGGCCAGCACAGCCCAAGUCUUGUGGGAAAAGAAGGAAGAUCUAAGGAGGAUCCCUACUUUCUCGGGACUUACAGGAAGGUUUUGGGAUUUGGUGGGAUCCAUGCAGUGAGAGAACCUCCACUUAGAUCUAUCUGUCUGCAGCACUUCAAAAUCUAAGGGCUCCUUCCUCUCUUCCAUAGGGUCAAGACUGGGAGGGAGCCGAGGGCAACGCCCCCCAAAGAGUCCAGAGACCCUUCCGCCCCACCGCUGCUCGACUCAGGGAUGAGUGCAGGUAGAGUUAACCCUUACAGCAUCGUAUCUUCUGAGGAAGACGGGUUGACUUUAACCACCAUGCCGGGAGUGAAUGGCUUUGGCAACGGUAAGAUCCACACAAGGAGGAAAUGCCGGAACCGGUUUGUUAAGAAGAACGGACAAUGCAACGUUGAGUUUACCAACAUGGAUGACAAACCACAGAGGUAUAUUGCGGACAUGUUCACUACCUGUGUGGACAUCCGCUGGAGAUAUAUGCUGCUGCUCUUCUCCCUUGCCUUUCUGGUUUCCUGGUUGUUGUUUGGUCUUAUUUUUUGGCUCAUAGCGCUUGUCCACGGAGAUAUCGAGAAGCCAGUCAAGGACGAAACCUUCACCCCUUGCCUCCUCCAAGUGAAUGGCUUCGUGGCUGCUUUCCUGUUCUCCAUUGAGACACAGACCACGAUAGGCUACGGGUUCCGGUGCGUCACGGAGGAGUGCCCGCUUGCUGUUUUCAUGGUGGUCCUCCAGUCCAUCGUGGGGUGUAUCAUAGACUCUUUCAUGAUUGGCGCCAUCAUGGCAAAAAUGGCUAGACCCAAGAAGAGGGCCGAAACCUUACUCUUCAGCCAUCAUGCGGUCAUAGCCAUGAGGGACGGCAAGCUUUGCCUGAUGUGGAGAGUGGGGAACCUGCGGAAAAGUCACAUUGUUGAGGCUCAUGUCAGAGCUCAGCUAAUAAAGUCCAGGAUCACCGAAGAGGGAGAAUACAUCCCACUUGACCAAAUAGAUAUCGACGUCGGGUUCGACAAAGGCUUGGACCGUAUUUUCUUAGUGUCUCCGCUCACCAUCCUCCACGAGAUCAACGAAGAGAGCCCUCUGUUUGGGAUUAGCCGGCAGGAUCUGGAAACGGACGACUUUGAAAUCGUGGUUAUCCUCGAGGGCAUGGUGGAAGCUACCGCCAUGACGACACAAGCCCGGAGCUCCUACUUGUCCAGCGAGAUCUUGUGGGGCCACCGCUUUGAGCCCGUCUUGUUUGAGGAGAAGUGCCAGUACAAAGUUGACUACUCACACUUCCACAAGACGUAUGAGGUUCCGUCGACCCCAUGCUGCAGUGCCAAGGACCUGAUGGAAAACAAAUUCCUCCUCCCCAGCACCAACUCUUUCUGCUACGAGAAUGAGCUUGCCUUCAUGAGCCGCGAUGAGGAGGAAGAGGAGGAGGAGGAGGAGGAUGAUGACAGCAGAGGUUUGGACGACCCAGGCUCAGACAACCAGCCUGAAUUUGAGACGCUGCAGGCCACCGUAGCUCUGGAUCAAAGAUCCUACAGAAGGGAGUCGGAAAUAUGACCCAGGGCCCCUGUAACUGCUUUCGAGGGUGUCUCUCCCCCUGCCCCGGUCUCUUUCCCUCCUCAACGAAACCCAGUUCAAAUUAUGCAGAACAAUGCAAGUGCCAUAGGAAUGCCUGAGAGCUAGAAUGGUUUUUAGGGUGUUGUUUUUGUUGUGUGUUUUUUUAAAAACAAAAAAACCCCAAGGUUUAAUCGCAAUAACCACUGAAUGGCAUGGUCUGAGAAACCCUAGCCAGCCUCAAAGUGUUGUGAACAUCCAGUGUUAACAAAGCUGUUAAGAGAACAUAUGGAAGGGCAGAUUCAAUAUGGCGGCACCACAAGCUUAGAAACCCAACCAUUGUGAGUUUGAGGGUCUGUGCAAGCAGGAGUAUCAUCGCAUCUAGACUGAUAUGAUCGAAGGCUCAUCCCUCUUGUCCUACAACAUUAUCCCAGGGACAACAGUUCUUUAGCAAUCAGUUGGAGCAGACGGCAAUUCAGGUUUUCUCCUGAUUGCUGUUUGCUGUGGUUUAAAGUUAAAGAGUGAGCUUUCCCUGGGAAAGGUGUGGGGCAAGGGGGAAACUGCACAGACCCAUGCCUGGGAAGCAUGGGUCAAGCAGAAAACUGCUUGGACCCGUGCUUUCUAAGCACAGGACAAGUGGAAAUGUGGGCAAGCUCCUUGUCUCUAUGUUCCCUGUUGAAAAUGAGGGUAUCUUU
This is a messenger RNA of Podarcis raffonei (Aeolian wall lizard), 2787 nucleotides long. RefSeq names its product ATP-sensitive inward rectifier potassium channel 12. The transcript has 2 exons. The record is from RefSeq and is a predicted model, not a curated record. Gene Ontology annotation, cellular component: plasma membrane. Gene Ontology annotation, molecular function: inward rectifier potassium channel activity. Gene Ontology annotation, biological process: potassium ion import across plasma membrane; regulation of monoatomic ion transmembrane transport. Bases 791 to 2095 code for a protein of 434 amino acids. NCBI's taxonomy places the organism in Eukaryota, Metazoa, Chordata, Lepidosauria, Squamata, Lacertidae.